CUUCAGAAACACCUGCCACAAGGGACUAUAUCAACCACAACUGCUGACAUAAGAUUCACUUUCAGGCAAGCGCCCUUUUCAAAGAUCACCCAAACAUGGCCGUCGACAGCCGGGUUUCCUGUGUGUUGUUGCUCCUGUUCAUGACCAUCUAUUGUAACAACGCUAGAGUAUUAUGGUCGCUAACGAGCUUUCCGUCAAGUGACAUUCUGAAAGACUUCCAUGCUGACCACUCUUUUGGCGAUGACAACAUGGCCAUUGCCAAUGACCCUGCCGGAGGUCAUGGAAAGGUCCUGAGAAUUUUCUACCCUAAAGGCUCCUACAAACCAUCACAUCACCCGCAAGGAGGCGCUCAGUUCUUUUCGGAGCCUACUGGACAAAGAACUUCCAUGACACUAACCUACGACAUUUACUUUCCCAAGAACUUCGACUUCGUCAAAGGCGGAAAGUUACCUGGGUUGAUGGGAGGCACGACUAGAACCUGUUCCGGCGGUCGUGACUCCGACCAUUGCUUCACGACACGAUUCAUGUUCAGGAGCGACGGUGACGGUGAAGUCUACUUGUACGCCCCUCAUGAUCAAGAAAGUAGUUUCUGUGAUCGCCAUGACGUCAUUUGUAACUUUGACUUCGGCCAUUCCCUCGGUAGAGGCUCGUGGAAGUGGAAGACCGGCGAGUGGCAGACCAUCAGCCAGCACGUCCACCUGAACACCCUAGGCAAACAUGACGGUUACAUCAAGGUCUGGCUGAAUGGCAAACAAGUAUACGAGUCCAGGAACCUUCUGUUUCGCCGCGAGCAUUCGGUAGAGAUCACGGGAAUGUACUUCUCCACAUUCUUCGGCGGAGGAAGCUCCAGCUGGGCCACACCUCACGACACGUACACAUAUUACCGAAACUUUUACCUCACUGAUGAUGCACAUCCGCAUGUCAUCGGCUAGCUAUAUGUAAACUCUGGAUUUGUCAAAAAAAUAAACACGCUUAACAAAAGGGCAACAGAGCACAAGUUGCAUAAAGAUAAAUGGU
Messenger RNA from Liolophura sinensis, 1017 nucleotides. RefSeq lists its product as uncharacterized. The transcript is spliced from 3 exons. The record is from RefSeq and is a predicted model, not a curated record. Bases 96 to 932 code for a protein of 278 amino acids. NCBI's taxonomy places the organism in Eukaryota, Metazoa, Mollusca, Polyplacophora, Chitonida, Chitonidae.